UUUUUCUCUCUUAAAUAUAAGAUUGCAGCAGUUGUAGCAACAUUCAACAAAUUUGUUUUAUCGAGGACGUGAAAAAUUAAAGGAAAGAAAAUGGCUCUUUUAUCUGUAAAAGUUUUUUACGUAGAGAAUAAGUCAACGAAAGAAAUUCGAAAGUUCAGUGUUGAUGGAGACGUUUAUGAGAAUUUUGAAUAUCUUAUGGCAAAAAUUCGACAAGUAUUUCCUGAUUUACUGAGAAAAGACUUAGAAUUAUUCUGGAAAGAUGAUGAAGAAGACUAUAUCUCUAUUUCUUCAAAUGAGGAGUUAAUACAAGCCAUUCAUGCUCUACCUGAAAGGGCAUCUUGCCUGAAGCUCUUUGUCAAAGUAAAGCAACUUGACAAAGAAAAAACAAAUAUAAAUGAAAAACACCCUGGUGUAGUAUGUGACGAAUGUAAUUUAGAAAUUAAGGGCAUUAGAUACAAAUGCUUAGCUUGUUUUGAUUAUGACAUUUGCUCUUCCUGUGAAGCUAAAGGUCUACAUCCUGAUGAGCACGAAUUGUUAUGCAUAAAGAAGCCAAGGUCAUCUUCAUCCUACUUUGUUAUGAGACCUGGUUUUCCAGGAGGUGCAUUCAGAGGCAGAGGUGGACCUGGUGGCUGUAGGGGAGGACCAUUUGGUCAACAAGGAGGAGCUUUCAAGGGGCGAGGAGGUGCUUUUGGUGGACGAGGUGGGCCAUUUUGUGGACGAGGAGGGCCAUUUGGUGGACGAGGUGGGUUAUUUGGUGGACGAGAAGGGCCAUUUGGCGGACAAGGAAGGCCAAGUGGCAGAUGUGGAGGAUCAUGUGGCAGGCAAGGGGGAGCUUGUAAUGGAAAACGACCAUUUGGUGGGGAAGGAAAACCGUGGUUUGGACAUGGACACUGGGGUUGCCAUGGAAUGGGUAUGUUUGGUAAUGGUGCAGAUGGGCACUGCGUUGAAGGUGCUGAUUCAAAUGAAAAUAAAGAUUCAUUUAAAGGUAAUCCUUGUUGGGGACCAGACUGCAAAAGUCAGUUUGAGGAAAUACUUAAAAAUUUGGCUACCAUGUUUGGUUUUGAUCCAGAAGUUGCAUUCAGUCAGUUUAACUCCAUCUUUAAAAACUGUGAAGAGGAACAUGACAAUGAAAAAGGAAAUGAUGAAUCUCAACAGCAAUUUGAGAAGGUCCUUGCUCACAUUGCCCAAAGUUUUGGAUUAGACGUUGAAGUUUUAAAGCAAACAGCACAAUCAAUGUUGUCAAAUUUGUUUCCAGUGCAAGAAAACAAUGAAUGUCCACAGAAUGAUGACAACAAAGAAACAAAUAGUGGCGAAGAAAAGAAAACAGAAGAGACAUCUGGCAAUGAAGACGUGAUGGAGACGGAAGUGGAACACACAACUGAGGAGGCCAGUGGUGACGCCGAAUCUCAGGAAAUGCCCUUACCACAAAAGUCUGAAGACUUUAUUGUCGUGGAAAGUAAGCCAGCUAAGGAAAACAAGCCAGCUGAGGAAAGUUUAACAGAAAAUCAAAAGUACGAACUGCGACUGGGAAAAGCAAUUCGUCAAAUGGAAGCCAUGGGGUUUGACAAUGAUGGUGGAUGGUUACGUCAGCUGUUGGUUUCUAAGGAUCUCAGCAUCGGAAGAGUUCUGGAUGCUUUAAAUCCAUCUAUGUAAACACGGAGCCAGCUAAAUAUAAACAAAAUGCAAUGAUUUAGCCUUAUUUAAAAGUUUUACUAUUUUUAAUGUUUAAAUAUUGAUGUGCUUUUCGAUUCCCGUGCUUUUUUUUUUUUGAGUGAUUGAGUUGUUGUUUUUUUAUCUUGUCUCUUUUUAAUACAGUAUAAUACAGUAUAAAAUAUGAAGGUUAUAAUGUUCAAGGGUUUUUCCUGCCUAAAAAGUAUGCCAUUGCCAUAAAUAGUAGAGCAAUUGUCAUUUAUUGUUGGUGUAGUGUGUUUUGUAGCGAUAUAUAUGUUACGUAGAUAAAAAUAAAAAAUAAAAAAAAUAAAAAAAAGUUUAAAAUAUGAAAAAUGUAAAAAAAUUACGUAUACAGUAGUACUGUAAAUCAUUUAUUUGAAAAUAAAAUUUCUUGUACUUUA
Molecule: messenger RNA, 2072 nt
Organism: Hydractinia symbiolongicarpus
Lineage: Eukaryota; Metazoa; Cnidaria; Hydrozoa; Anthoathecata; Hydractiniidae
Product: keratin, type II cytoskeletal 1-like
Exons: 4
Coding region: 91-1653 (520 amino acids)
Biological process (GO): endosome organization; aggrephagy; mitophagy
Cellular component (GO): aggresome; amphisome
Molecular function (GO): protein kinase C binding; zinc ion binding; K63-linked polyubiquitin modification-dependent protein binding
Source: RefSeq, a predicted model, not a curated record